Arctia plantaginis is the source of this 1839-nucleotide messenger RNA. Lineage: Eukaryota; Metazoa; Arthropoda; Insecta; Lepidoptera; Erebidae. The record is from the annotation of a GenBank genome assembly.
AUGGUCAAUUUUGUGGUCGUGUUGGCCGCCGUGGUCGCCGCUGUCCGCGUCGGCGGAUUGGAACUAAACGAUGAGGAGUACCACUCUCUGCCGCAGCUCUUUCAUCUGGAUGAUUAUGAAAAAUGCUUGUCAAGUCGCCGGGGUGUUUACUGCCUCGGGUCCUUUGACCUUCUGCAGUACAGGAACGACAGGCUCUACAAUGUUUUACAGGAAUAUUCCUUGAAUGCAUAUAACUUCAACCACACCAAAAUCCACCGAGGCUAUUGUCUUCCAACCACCUGCGCCCAUAUAGAAGGUUCCUCUCCAACAAAACGCUUCCAGCGGUGCGUGAAAAACCUUGCGCGAGCGGAUUUUGGACUAGAGACAAACCUCACAGAGUUCCAAUACUGCAGAACAGCCAAGACACAGAGACAGGUGGAUACAUGGGACCUGAUUUUUGCAUUCAUUGUCGGUGUCAUAUUGCUUAUGAACAUAGUGGGAACUGCCUACGACGUUUUAAGAAAUCAGGACAAAAAACCCAUCAAGCAACUAGUAGCGUGGUCGCUGGUGGCGAAUUGGCGUCGCCUUACUGCUGAUCAUAGCGACAAAGAUAGCAGAUUAACGGCGCUCAAACCAGUCCAAGCAAUGAAGUGCCUGACUUUGAUUCUUGUUAUGCUGGCACAUUCAGUCCUGGCGUUCCACUACACGUAUUUAUUCAACCCUCAGUUCUUCGAAAAAGCCAACAACAGAGUAUUAUCAGUGUACCUUCAAAACGGCUCAUCCAUAGUCCAGUCGUUCAUUAUGAUCUCCUGCUUCCUACUGGCAUACAAUCUCUUGGUGAAUGCUGCUGAUAACCCUAAAAAGCCGUUUGGGAUCAGACUGUUCCCGAAGUGCUUUCUGCACAGGAUAUGCAGGAUAUUACCUCUCUAUCUCUUUAUCCUCGGUCUCACAACGACCUGGUACGCGCACGCCAGCGACGGCCCUCUCUGGGGUCCUAUCAUUGGAACUGAAGCCAAUACGUGCAGAAAAAAAUGGUGGUCCCAAGCGUUGUUCGUCAGCAACUUUGUGGACGUUGAUGAGAAGUGUCUCAUACAUACAUGGUUCCUAGCGGUAGACAUGCAACUGUAUGUCAUCUCGGCCAUCCUGACUCUGACCCUGGCCAGAAGGCCGCGUAUCGCCGUCAAAGUUCUCUCUGCCAUACUACUGGGAUCUAUUGUGAUUAACUUCGUAGCUAUCUGCCACUGGGAGCUCUUGCCAAUGGUCAAAAUAAUGAUACCAGAACUUAUGAGAACACAGUUUGUCGGUAACCGUUCUUUCGUGUGGUUAUAUUCUGCACCUUGGGACAGUCUGCCUUCAGCGUUGGUGGGGCUCAUCAUCGCAUUCAUUCACUUUAACCAGCAGACUGAUGGAGUCAGACCAGUGGAAAGCAAGCUUAUCCGCGUGUUGUACCGCAUUUCGGUACCCGCAAUGUUCGUCUGGGUCGCGGGAGGGUACUUCAUGAAGGCAGUCACGGAACCGUUCUGGUUGUACCUCUACGCUGCUACAGACAGACUCAUCUUCACCUCACUGACGGCUGUAGCUAUGUACGGAUUCUUCAAUAAGAUUGACCUCAUAUGGUGGAAGCUGAUGUCCUGGCGCGGGUUUGAGAUAAUGGGCCGCAUGUCACUCUCAGUUUACUUGACUCACUGGCUCUUUUCAUUGUUACUAAUCGCAACCAGGACUACGGAGACCUCGGCCUCGGUGCUUCAAGUGGGCGAACAUUGGCUGGCGACAAUAUUCCUGACCUACUGGGCCGCGUUACCUCUCCACUUACUAGUAGAGCUACCUACCUCGACAUUCCUGGAGUCGCUAGCAUCAUGA